Molecule: messenger RNA, 3150 nt
Organism: Scomber scombrus (Atlantic mackerel)
Lineage: Eukaryota; Metazoa; Chordata; Actinopteri; Scombriformes; Scombridae
Gene: f11r.1
Product: F11 receptor, tandem duplicate 1
Exons: 8
Coding region: 217-1029 (270 amino acids)
Biological process (GO): cell adhesion; regulation of membrane permeability; establishment of endothelial intestinal barrier
Cellular component (GO): bicellular tight junction
Source: RefSeq, a predicted model, not a curated record
UGACGUCACCCAGACACCUGAGACGCUUUUAUUACCCGGAAGUCACCUGGGCGGACUCGGCAGGGGAGAACAGACGCUUAUUGAAGCUGUAAACAUAGUUGAUAAAAGUUGGACAUAUCGAAGCUUGGUUGGAUACUCGACGCGAGGAAGUUUUUUGUAAUUUUUUUGGCCGUUUUUUAUUCUCCAGGAGUGUUGUUGAAGAAGGAAUAGGUCGACAUGCGUUUCAACAGGUUGCUCUCAGUGGCUUUGUUCGUGUGCGCAGCAACAGGUGUAAGCAGCUUUUCAGUUACUUCCUCCAAUCCAGAUGUGAAGGUUAAAGAGAAUGAAGGGGUUGACCUUACAUGCAGUUAUUCAGCGGACUUUGGUGCAGAUGCCAGAGUUGAGUGGAAAUUUAAGGACAUGAAAGGCUCGCAGACAUAUAUCGUUUAUGAUAAGAAAAUCACAGCACCAUAUGCCAGCCGAGUGGAGAUGUUUGGUAACAAUCUGAGAUUCUCCAAAGUGACCCGUAACGAUAACGGAGUGUAUGACUGUGAGGUGUCUGGCAACGGCCAGUUCAGAGAGACCAGAGUGAAGCUCACUGUUCUCGUGCCUCCAUCUGCACCCGUGUGUCGGGUCCCUACCUCAGUGACAACAGGCAAGAAAGCCCUCUUGUCCUGCUUUGACAAAGACGGCUCACCUCCUCCCCAAUACAAGUGGUACAAAGAUGGCACCCUUCUGCCUGCUGACCCCAGCAAGAUUGCUGCCUUCAAAAACGCCACCUACAGGCUGAACCAAUACACUGGCAACCUGGAGUUUCCUGCUUCCAAAAAGAUGGACACAGCAGAGUAUUACUGUGAGGCUUCCAACAGUGCUGGUCCUGCUCAGCGCUGUAGAGCUAUGAGAAUGGAAGUCCGUGACAUGAACACCGGAGGGAUUGUUGCUGGGGUAAUAGUGGCUCUCCUGCUAGUGGGCCUACUGGCACUUGGAGUUUGGUACGCCAACAAGAAAGGAUACCUGCCCAGUGAGUGUACACUUCCACAUUUACUGUAAUCAACAAUAUUCUGGUAUUCAUGUUGACAUUAUCUUGGUCCUCUAAAAUCCAGACAGAUGGUACACCAGUGGAAACCUGAAAUAAUUUCUCCUAUUAAUUAUAGAAGCUAGUUGAAUCCAACACAUUGUCCGAAUUUGCAUUUUAAAUUAAAGCAAAUUCAGCAUUUUGGAAGUCUUAAUGGAAAAACAAUGUGAUCACUUUUAAAAGAAUGUUUAACUUCCUCUUCCUCUAACCUGUUCCUGUAACCUGCACCCCUAUGUUAAUGUUUUUUGGUCAUGUGUAGGAGGAGGGAAAAGGCAAGGUGUUAUACAGUAAUGUGUGCAGCUUACAAGAUGUUUGUGUUCAACCAUUGACUUUGUUUCCUUUCUUCCCUGUACAGAGAAGAGCGAAAGGUAAGAUCACUUUCUUUCUUUUUUUUUUAAUACUUUGCAGGUUUCAUUCAGAUUGCAUGUGUAAAAUGAUACGCUGUCUCUGUGACAAGCUCAUAAUGUUCUUUUAAAUUAUCUGUGCAGCAAAUCAAAGCCCAAUGUGCUCUACCAGCCUCCUUCAGUGUAUGGUGGUGAAGAAGAAGAAGAUGGGGAGUUCAAACAGAAGUCAUCGUUCGUGGUAUAGCCUGCAAGCAACAGACAUAACUGGAGAUCACCAUGAUUUUCAAUGUUUCUCAGUGUGUUUUUUUUUUCUUUUCUGUUUUUAGUGAGGUCCUGAAACUAACUUUUUUUUUUGUUCCUAAAUUGCAGUUUUCGUAGUGCAGUGUUUGAGUUAACUUGUACUUUACAGUUGAACAUCAACGUGUGUGCUUUAAGGAUCAAGGUUUUUGGAAAUUAUUUACUACAGGGACGACAGCUAGUGAUACGUCUUUUGUACAUGAAUUGUGUUUUUAAUAGGAUGAGCUGUGGCUACUAGUCACGGAUUUUUGGAGGUUUAGAGUUUGUGCCUCUGAGUUUCUGAUUUUCAGUGCCUUUUUUAGAAUAGAAUUAACUCAUUUCUAACAUAGUUGAAAGGACACAAUUGCGUGUAAAUGCCUGAAAUCAUCUCCUUUUAGCUGAAUACAAAUUUCAGUCCCUUUUUAGUUAUUUUCUUUACAAGGGGGGGAUGGACUCAUGUGAUAGGCACAUUUUCCCUGCAGAUGCAGUGUCUUGAUAAGACAUUUUUUUACGAUCACAUUUUUAUUACACUUACUGAUCUGUCACCUUAAUUUCCUCCAGUGAAACACUCUUAUCUGUCAAUCUGUGUCGAAGCAGAAACAUUUAAGCAGCUAAAAUAUUGCUUGACUCUUGAGAUGUUUUUUUUUUCUUCUUGUUUUUUUAACAACCAUAAAACGUUUUUUGUGUACAAUAUUUUUUUCUAUGAAAGUUUAUAAAAUGUCUCAUUUCUGUAAAUAUACGCUUUUGUGUUUGCAAUUAAGAACAAUUUAGAAAGUCAGCUGCUCUUCCUGUCACUGAGGUUCCUGAUAUUAACUUCAAACUUUACGGUAACCUUAUUACAUCUGAGAUUGUUAUGGAAACUGGUUAUAAGACAAAGAUUUCAGGUGCACCAUCUCUUUAAAAUUUCCUUUCUGAUUGAGCUAGUAGUACAUUUGUUUGUUGUUUGUAGGAGACAUAAGUUUGUAAUCCUCUGCACUACAUUGGCUAAGUUAAUGCAUUGAUAAGAGUGUAUGCUUAUAGUACAGAAAACUUCACGCAUGGUGUGAUUCAUUUCCUGUUGAAAUGUCAUUUCCUGUCAGCUGAGAUGCAGGAGAUACAGCACUAUGUGAUGAACUGGAGGCAAAAAUGUGACUAAAUGACAAUGUCAGUUAAAAAAAAUUAACACAGGAUUUAGUUUUUAAGUGAUGACAAGCAUGUUUGUAUGGCAUCAUGUGUAGCAUUACCAUAUGAUUAAUUACACAAACUGUUAUCCUUGAUAUCCACAAGUACUCAGGUCAUGUAUUUAAGUGUGAGUCACCAAUACAUAUCAUGAGUUUAUAUAAUCUGUCAGAUAUAUUUAAAUUGGGAAACACUAGGUUUUUCUACAUUUCUCUGUACAAACCUUCCCUUUAUAGGCAGUUAAAAGCUUAUCAAUAAUGAUUAUUGUGACUUCUCUUUAUGUAUUGGUUAAUAAAAUUGUUUGUUAAAUUGGAUAAA